AGAACUUAAUAAAGAGCCAGAGGCAUAGAGACGUACAAAGCCUUUCCAACAGGAGCCAAGGAAGCCUACUUCAAAGUAAAAUCUCUCUUCCUCUGUUUUGAGACGAGAAUGGUCGCUGAUAAUCAGUACAAGAAAGGGCUGUGGACAGAGGAGGAGGACCGGAUUCUACUGGAAUACGUUAGAGUGCACGGUAGAGGGAAGUGGAACUGCAUCUCUAAGACUACAGGUUUAAAGAGAUGUGGAAAGAGCUGUAGGUUAAGGUGGCUUAACUAUCUGAGCCCCACGGUGAAACGAGGUGGCUUCUCAGAGGAAGAAGAAGAUCUCAUUAUCAGACUCCAUAAUCUUCUUGGAAACAGGUGGUCGCUGAUUGCUGGGAGGGUGCCAGGAAGAACCGACAACCAAGUAAAGAACCACUGGAACACACACUUGUGCAAGAAACUUGGCCUCAAAGACCAAAAUACAAAGCUGCUUGAUAUUGUUGGUACCUCCAAAACACGCUACGCUACGCAUCAGGUGGAAGAUGAUCAGACUCAUAAAUUGAUCCAAGUCAUCAGGGCGGAUCAGAAUGUUCAUGAAAACCCUAUGACGACGACGACGACGAAUAUUACUACUACUACUACUGUCAGUACUCAUGAUCAUCAUCAUGAUGAGGAAUUAUCUAAUAUUGAAGUAACAGUACCGUGGAUGAGCGAGCUGCAUUUUGCUGAUCAAUCUGAAUCAUUGCAUUUGUCACCAGUUCAUGAUCAUACAAUUCUGGGCAGUCCCGGAUUCUGCGGCUUAGAGUUUCUAGAUCAUGGGUUCCCUUUUGACCUGGCAUGGCAUAGCUUUUGAUUUUGAUUUUGAUUUUCCCAAUCUUCUGAAUUAUGAAUAAUCGUACUUAUUUGUCAUUAAUAACCGACCCAUCACUAUUGGGAUAUGUAUUUUCUUUGCUAGCUAUAAUUAAAAGGAAUACAAGAUAUAAAUCAAGAGCCACCGGAUCGGAAAAGUGAGAUCCAUUAUUAAUUCCA
Molecule: messenger RNA, 1007 nt
Organism: Carya illinoinensis
Lineage: Eukaryota; Viridiplantae; Streptophyta; Magnoliopsida; Fagales; Juglandaceae
Product: transcription factor MYB23-like
Exons: 3
Coding region: 109-831 (240 amino acids)
Source: RefSeq, a predicted model, not a curated record